GAGCGAGAGUUGUUGGUGUGGUGCACGCUUUUCUCCUUGCACAAAAGCCCCGGCAAAGAAAACUCUUGGAAAGCUCGGAGCAGGAGGAGCCGGGAGCCGGACGGCCACCGAUCUCGCUGUCCUGGCGCUGCAGUUGUGUGCCCCCUCGAACUGGAUACGUUGUUGCAACUGUGAAGGAACUAAAUCCGAUUUUGUAGGAGCCUUGUUUUUUUUUGUUCGUUUGUUGGUAGAGGGUCUCGUUUUCCUCCAACACCCCCUUCGCUCUCCCGAGCUGUUUUUUUUUUCCUUGGGGGUAGAGGGGGAUACACAAGGGGGAAAAAAAGUAAAGGAAUAUGAUUGCUUCGUGGUUGACUUUCGCCUUUCUUUGUGGAACUUUCUGUGCAGGGCCAGGUCAUGGGGAGGCAGAGACAAGGGAAUGCAUCUACUACAAUGCCAACUGGGAGCUGGAGAAGACCAAUCAGAGUGGUGUGGAACGCUGUGAAGGAGAGAAGGACAAACGUCUCCAUUGCUAUGCUUCUUGGAGAAACAACUCUGGCUCCAUUGAGUUGGUGAAGAAAGGCUGCUGGUUAGAUGACUUCAACUGCUAUGACAGGCAAGAAUGUGUAGCCACAGAAGAGAACCCUCAAGUGUUUUUCUGCUGCUGUGAGGGGAACUAUUGCAAUGAGAAAUUUACGCACUUACCUGAAGUAACUGGUCCAGAAGUAAUAUAUGAGCCACCACCACCAACACCCUCACUACUCAACAUUCUGGUUUACUCUCUGCUUCCAAUUGCUGUUCUGUCUAUGGCCAUUCUCUUGGCCUUCUGGAUGUACCGUCACCGAAAGCCCCCCUAUGGGCACGUUGACAUUAAUGAGGAUCCUGGUCCACCACCCCCUUCUCCAUUGGUUGGCCUUAAGCCGUUGCAAUUAUUGGAGAUCAAAGCAAGGGGGCGCUUUGGCUGUGUCUGGAAGGCUCAGCUGAUGAAUGACUAUGUAGCAGUGAAAAUCUUCCCCAUACAGGAUAAACAAUCCUGGCAGAGUGAGAGAGAAAUCUUCAACACGCCUGGCAUGAAGCACGAAAACCUUUUGCAGUUUAUUGCAGCAGAGAAGCGAGGAACAAACCUGGAGAUGGAGCUAUGGCUGAUCACAGCUUUCCAUGACAAGGGCUCUCUGACAGAUUACCUGAAGGGGAAUAUUAUCAGCUGGAAUGAACUCUGCCAUGUUGCAGAAACGAUGGCCCAUGGACUGUCCUACCUACACGAAGAUGUCCCCUGGUGCAAAGGGGAAGGACACAAACCUGCCAUAGCACACAGGGACUUCAAGAGUAAAAAUGUGUUGUUGAAGAAUGACUUGACAGCAGUUCUAGCUGACUUUGGACUGGCUGUACGGUUUGAGCCUGGAAAGCCUCCAGGGGACACCCAUGGACAGGUGGGAACAAGGAGGUACAUGGCUCCUGAGGUGUUAGAGGGGGCAAUCAACUUCCAGCGAGAUGCCUUCCUGAGAAUAGACAUGUAUGCAAUGGGACUAGUAUUGUGGGAGUUAAUCUCCAGGUGCACAGCAGCUGAUGGUCCAGUGGAUGAGUAUAUGCUGCCUUUUGAAGAGGAGAUAGGUCAGCAUCCAUCCCUUGAGGACCUGCAGGAAGUGGUGGUUCACAAAAAGAUGCGGCCUGCUUUCAAGGAUCACUGGCUGAAACACCCUGGUUUGGCACAGCUCUGUGUUACGAUUGAAGAAUGCUGGGACCACGAUGCAGAGGCUCGGCUUUCGGCAGGCUGUGUCGAGGAGCGCAUUUCUCAGAUCCGAAAAUCAGUAAACAGCACUACCUCGGACUGCCUCGUUUCCAUCGUGACGUCUGUCACCAAUGUGGACUUGCCACCCAAAGAGUCUAGUAUCUAAGUCCUGGUUCACUUUUGUCUUUCCAGACUCAGUGGAUUUAAAAAAAGUUUAAAAACCCAACAAACACAUGAAUGCAGCUGCUAUUUUAUCUUGACUUUUUAUUAUUAUUAUUAUUGUUGUUGUUAUUUUUUUUGGAUUGGAUCAAUUUUACCAGCACAUUGCUCUACUGUAUUAAAAAAAAAAAAAAAAAAAAGACAUCUCAGCAAGCAUUCAGGUGCCGACUAAUGAAUGCAGAAAAGGUGCAGGUACCUCAGAACCUCAACAAACUCACUUCAGUUGUGUUUUUUUUUUUUAAUUCAGUUUUCUGGGUUUCUCUUCAUCGGUCUGUCAUCAACACAGAGCAUCUCUGACAUAAAGGAAAACCACGUACCAUCUUAGAAAACGCAAUGCUGCAAACUUUGGAGGAAACUUAAGACUGUUACAUAAGAUUACACCUUCCUCAAAAGGAUUAUUUUCCCCUAUUUUCUUUUUUUUAGACAGUGAGCUUCAAAAAGAAACAAACAGCAGAUGUGUCUUUUACGGAUUUAACGGGUGUCAUUGUAACGGGAAAAAACACAAGAAGCUGGGAAGAGAAUGUUAACUCUUUGAUGGUAAAAUUAAAGGGGGGGUGUUUAGUAUAGGAGAAGGGGAGAGUGAUGUUGGACUUUGCAGUAUUUGGAGAAACAUCAUUUGCUAUGGAGCUACUUCUCAGGUAACCAGUUAAUGAGGGGAAGAACUUUUUUGAGGCAGAGUAUUUAUCAUCGCAGCAUAUCGAGAAAGUUGGGUCAAUGAGCCAAUGGGAUAAGCAAGGUACUAGUUCUUACUUCCCCCAGUAUCUCAGGCUUGGGUGUUAAAAGAACAAAACCAAACCAUAGGUAUAUAUAUAUUUUUAAAACUCCAGGUAAGAAUUGGAAAAAGUUGCUUUUAAGCAGUGUAAUUGAGAGAGAUAACAGCGUAUUCUCAGAAGCUCUCUGUAAAGUACUGGGAGAUUUGAAAGCAUUUUAUAUCUUGCUUUAAAUACAGUAGCAGUUCAGGGAAUAAGGCCUCAGGGCUGGAUAACUGCUUAGCCCAAGCUACCAGUGCAGGUGAUUAAAAAGAAGAAAAGUAUGAUUUCUGGCUCUGUAGAAAGGCCUUUUUUUAACUGGAGGGGAAAAAAUUACCUGGGCCAGUGGCAGGCAGACGCACCCAAGAAGCAUUUGAAUUGUACAAUUGCAGAAUAUAGGGAGGUAACAGAGCAGCAUUAGCAUUAACCAUAGAAUCUGUUAAACCAAUUUCUUUGACUCAGCUUUCUCUUUAUCUGUGACUAAACUCUUUUGUCUUAAAGUGGUGCAUAUUCUAAAAUACCGUUACUCUAGUAUGCCAUAAAACUUGCUCUAGUCAGUGAAUGUUCCUAAUGCUGCUGAUUCAACAUUUAAAUAUUUUUUUAAUUUGCAAAACAUGCAAUGUUUAAAAAACAAAACACACACACACACAAGACGUUACGUGGCUUCCGAGGUUUAAACUGAAAAAAAAAAAAAAAAUUAAAAAAACUUCAUGACCACAGACCACCUCAAACCAGAAAUACCUCAGAAUUUUCUACUUGUAUGAGUUUUAUUAUAUAUUUUGUUAGUUGUGUUGUCUUGUAGUAAGUCUAUUUUAAUGUAAGUUGGCUUUUAUGACAAGGGAGUUUUAAAAAAAGAAAAAAAAGAAAAAAAGUUCCAAAAUCUUUUAGGAAGUGCUACCAUUUUUUGUUUUAUAAAGCACCAUUGUAAAUAACUGUAUACAGUUGUAGAAUAACUGCCUAUAUAAGGUAUCUGGGCAUUAUUCACUCUUGUUUGUGAAGCUGUUUCCAUUUUGUGUUUGGUCUGUUUCAGUGAAAGGACAGUACAUCUUUUUAUUAAAUAAUUUUACUUUUUCUCAGAACAUAACAUCAAUACAAAAAUCAAUGUCUUGCUAGACUGAAAGUUAUCUUUCCUCCUUUGAUUGCCAGAACUUUUAAACUUUUAUUUGCUUUUAUACCAAAAUAUAGCCCUAAACAAAUGACCUUUUUAUGAUGUAAAAAUAUAUAUUAUAUAAACAAAUUGGGAUUUUUUUUUGUCACUGAUAAAAUAUCAACAGGGAAUCUUGGUCUAGGUGUAAAUUAUUAAGCAAACAAAAUUACCAACUGGAAAAAAUAGAUUAAAAUUAUUUUUCUCAAAAGCAUGGCUUUAAAAACCUGGAUAAAGUCCUUGAUAUUGGAGAGACAGUAAGGUAGUUGCCUUAACUUGUCUGUCUAAAUAAAAUCUUAAAUACUUCUUUCAAGUUAUUGAAUGUAUAUUUGCAUAUUAAUAUGUGCACACAUGUAAAUGUAUUUGUGUAUGUGGAUGUUUUUGAUUUUUAAUAUGAUCCUGUUCAGAAAACCUGGACAAAAACACAGGCAAAGUAAUAAAAUUCUGGCCUAGUUGAUGGUUAACAUCUUUGGCCCCAAUGCUACAAACGCCAGAGUGUUUAAAGUGAACCAUGCAAGUAGUUCUGUUGAAGUCAGUGGCAAUAUUCACAUACUUGAAGUUAAGCAUGUGCAUAAGUGUUUGCAGGAUUGGGGCCUUUCUUUUGCUCUGUGAAUACAUUUCUGCACUGAGAUUUAUGUACAUGUGGUUUAGUGUUUUGAAAAGGAGUGAUAUAAGCUUUGGGGUGGGAUUCUAGAUAAGACUUAAGAUUGAAUAAACUGUAGUUUUUUAGGUUUUUGCCUGAAAUGGGAUCCAGUCCAGAUUGUUAUGGAAAGUAAAAGCUGUACUGUCUUUUAACUAUUAUGAUCUUUGUGCUGUUCUGGAUUUUUUCCUUCACAAUUAUGUGUUCUGGAUAAAACAGGCUUAUUACAGCAGUUGCUUUAAAAAAAACACCAUGAUUUAUUUAAGAAGCUUUAAAGUAUUUAUUGAAAGUGCCAUAUGAUUUUCAAUAGCCUAUUAGACAUUCUUCCUCAACAGUCUCUUUUGAGGAAGAAUAAUCAAAAACUCUUUAACGUGUAGCUUAUUUUACUUCAGAGAACUGUAAGGACAUACCAACUUUGACCAAACACUGAUUGUGAGAUACUAGCAUCUUCUCUGGCUCUACAGUUCCUUAUAGAUCAUUGUCUGAACAUAACAUAGUAACUGGUAAGAGGGAGUUUCUGCAGGGCAUAUAUGUUCAGUUUCACAUUUAAAUGUGAUUGUGGGCUGAAUGUGUGUGUGCAUGCAUGUUAGUAUGUCAGAGAAGGAAGUCCUGAUGUCUUGUCCACAUACAAAUUUGCCCCAGUUUGAACAAAGGUGUACACGUUUAAGUUAAACUUGCAAGUUUUUCAUGUAGAUGCUUAGGUUCUCAUCAACUGCACAGGUUUCUAAAUACCAGCGAGUAGUUUCAUCACUGCUAAUCCAGCAUUUGAACGGUCAUUUUACAGUAUCCAUUGGAAUUUUGUUUAGUGUUGUAAAGACAUUUCCUAAGAUAGCAAUAAGGCACCUCCACAGGUGUAGCAGUUAUAAGCAAUUGCAACCAUUUCCCCUCAACACCUCUUUGAAUAUGAUUGACCAUUUAUUCUCAGUUUUGAAAAGCUAGUAAUCACUGCAUUUACAAACUUUAUGGCAGCCUAUUUAAAAUGUACUCUUAUUGUUGGGCAUCAUCACUCAAUUUGCAAUUCGUAGUUUAAUGUUAGUUUUAAACAUCCUGGGUGGCAAUUGUCAAUGGCAAAGUUCCCUUUGGCUUCAGGGGAGCCAGGAUUUCAUCAGCCUUUAUCUUAACUCAGGUUAUGAAUUUGUCACGUUGACUUUGUUAGUUAUCUGGCUGAUUAAAGUAUGAGUUCACAUUUUAAGCUGGGAAAUUCUACAGGAGCUGAAAUGGUCUAUACAGGAUAGAUCGGCUAAAACAAUGAUAAUAUCAGUGUAGCAGGGCUGGAAAUUAGUGGAUUGCAUGAAUGUUUAAAUAUAUGUGCAUUUUAUAAGGAAGGCUGUGAAUUAGUCCUUGAUAAGCAGCAUUUAAUUUAUUCAUGCUGAGUACAGAUUUUAUAUUGCCCUCAUCACCAGGUAAUCUCUAGCAACCUACCGAAGAAGUAAUCUAUUCAGUUUGUUGCCACCAACACAGCUGACUUGUUCUGUCAUCCCUUACAAGUCUCUUAUAUACUAUUCUGACACUCAUAUUUUAGAAAGUGAUUUUAAAAUUGUUUUAACUUCCUAGCAGAAGCCAGUGACAAUUUCCUACUAUACUAAAAAAAGACAAAGAAUAUGAAUAAUUUUGGGGGCUACAGUUGCAAUAGAACUAAGCAGCCACCCACAAAUCAGAUCAAGAUUUUGUAAAAUUAAUGAGGGCUGGUUUGUGAGUCCUUUCUUCAUAUUGCAGUCAGUGAGGUAAGGGUACCACUCAGUGUGAGCUAGGGCAUCACAAUCUAGAUCAGAAUAAGAAUUUUAAGACACACACUGUGGUUCUAGCACCUGUGUUCUUAGAGAGAGGCUUAAAAUUCCAUGAAACAAUCACUUCCUAAAAUGUUAUAGAACCUUCUAAGUGAUUACCAUCUAAAACAUAGAGUUUGUUGUUGUGUUACUGAUACCACAGAUUGUUGGCUAAGUAUGAAUGAAAUUUUAAUGUAAAUGAUUUUUUUAAAUUAAACCCAUCCUGGGUGAAAGUCAACUACUAAUUCCUCCUGCAGUUUCGUUAUGCUCUUGAAUAGUUUAUUUAAAAAAUAUAAACAUGCUACCACUCACACCUUAAGUAAGCCCAAUUCUCACUGUAGAAGUACUAAACAACUCCCUAUAUUAAAUCAUAGUAGUAAUUUGCCACCCAAUCCUGCUCUCUAUAGUCAGGCAAAACUCCCACUGAGGUCAGUGAGAGUGUUUGAGUGUAGGAGGUGGCCCUCACUGUAUUUGUUAUGUCUAUGAAUAAGAAUUUUUAAUGGUCAAGAGCAUCUCUCCAUAUUUUGAGUUCCUGGAAUCAUUGGUUAAUCUAAGAUGCUUUAAUUUCCAAAGAUGAGUAUAAAACCCACUUGCAUUCAGUCCCAAGUUGUGGUGUUUGAGAUCAGUGAAGGAGGAUACAGACCAAAAUUGGAAAGGGUUUUUUUGUUUGUUGUUUUUUAAAAAGCCGUACAGGUUUGGACCUUUGUGUCUCCAUAGAGUCAUUUUUAUUAAGGUAUGAGAUGCAGUGUCUUAGACUUCUCUCAUACUUGUAAGGUGAAAUUCUGCUCCUCUCCCUGCCCCCACAAAAAGUAUUAGAUAAGAAUUACACCUGUGGAAAUGCCAAGUGCGCAUGCUCGAUCUCUCGCUCUGAGUUUCAGGGGCAAGAUGCAGCAAAUGUUCCUUCCCAUUUCUCUGAUUAUCAAGUUACAUUUCACCCGGUACUGAGGUCUCAGUCCUGUUCCCAUUGAAGUCACUGACUGAUCCUGGAAGUUCAUUGGAUGCAGAAUUCCUGCUGGGAAUUCCCAUGUGCAGACUUUGUAGGAUAAAGGCCCUUACCAGGAGUAGUGAUUUCUCCUCUAACAUCAUCUAAACAGAAAAACCCAUACCGGUAUUUAAUUCUAAUAGCACUACCUUCUAGACAAACUGUCAAGAGGUUUACCCAGCUUUCCGGCAGAAAGAACUAAUCUCUUGUUCUGAAAGUAAGAAAUUUAAAUUGUAGAAGUUACUGCUUGAUACCAUUGUGAGCAUGCAGAUGUUGCAGUCCUGUCCAAGUAGUACUUUGGUUGAGAAGUUACUAAGUAAGACGCACCCCCGGCUAUAUCACUUUUGCAUAUAGAAUAUUGUUUGGUAACAUUGUAAAUAAAAAGUAGACUAUAUAAUGAGAGGGAAAUAAAAACAUUUUAACUUUUUUACUUUUGAAAAAAUAUAUAUUUUUAGUUACAUAUACAAGCAAAAAUUCUACAUUGUGUGACUAUUCUUUUAUACCACAAAUUAUUUUUGUAAAAUGUAAUAUGUUUCUGCAGGGAAAAGGGAGAAAAGUUUUGUGUAACCACAGUAAAAUAUAUAUAUAAUUUUUAAUCUAACUCUGCGCUACAUCAAAGUAUAGAGGAUGGAACAAUUUAAUCUGAAACCAAUUUAACAAGCAGGUUGGAAGUACAUGGACAUGUUUUGGGGACCGCACUGUACAUUUUCAAUUGGUUAUCUUGCAAGUUUCAUCCCUUCUGCAAAAGAGGCUUGUUGCUUUUGUAUGGCCAUCUUAGAUUUAACCAAGAAGGCUGUUUUCACAUAUCCAUGUGUGAUCAGUGUGCUGUCAUGCAUGUGCUGUGAUGCUACAGUGGAUUGUGAAAUCAGCAUGUUAAGAAAUUUCAAAGACCAAAUACUUGGGUUGACUUUACUCACUGACAUGUCCAUUUAUAGCAGCUGCUUCUGAUGCAUGGAUGAUAUGAUCUCUAAGGAACUGUUGCCAGCAGAAACCCAAUAAAACAAAUUUCUAGAAAUCCCUUCCUUUCGAAGUGGAGAUGUCAACCAGGUCAGGCUUUUCCAGGAUAUUGAGACAAGUGCUCUGUUUUUCAGAAGUUGGAUUUCACUGGCAAUGUAAGGGAUGCUUUUUCUCGUGUUCUUUUAAAAAGCACUGGUGGGAGGGACACUGCCAGGUUAAAAAUCCUAUAAAUUUCCUAAUCUGUGUUACUAAUCAAAGGUGUUCUUGAAUUUAAAAAAAAAAAACUAAAAUUUACUUACGUUGGCUGUUCACUUUUUAUAUUUAAUUUAGCUUGGACAGUAUAAACAGAGUGGACAGUAUUGCUUUACCGCCAGUUUUGCUUUCUGGGUCUCAUGCACUACUGAUGCCACAAUGUCCACAUUGCAGUAAACAUCUUUAAUCCAAACCAAUUGUUUUCACUGAAACUACAACAAUUCUAUGGGGCCUAGCUGACCUGACAGUGUCCCUUUUAAAAUCAACUCUUGAAAGACUUUGAGCAGUUCCUGUCUUUGGUAAUUGCAGUUCCUACUUCUGUAUUAGUCUUCUGAGCCCUGGUUUACACGUAAAAAUUACAUUAACCUAAGUAUGCCACUUGGGGCUGUGAACAUUUUUGCUCUCUGAGUACUGUAGUUAGGUUGACCUAAUCCCUGGUGUAGACACCUACAUUGACAGAAGAAGUCUUUUGUCGCCCUAUCUACCGGCUCUUGGUGAGAUGGAUUAAGUACAUGAUAGAAGACCCCUUCUGUCAGUAUAGGCAGUAUCUACACUAAGAGGCACAAGCGGCAUAGCUGCAGCAGUGUAGACAUGCCCUGAGUAAAAUCUUGGCCCUGUUGAAUUGACUUCAGUUGAACCAAGGUAGAUAAAUGUGUUCCUGGAGCACCUUUAAAAAGUGCCUGGUCAAUAAUACAUGGAACUUAUUGUUCCCUAAAACUUCUGAUUUAGGUUAAAAUUCUGCUCCGAUAACUGAAGUAAUAAUCCACGAAGUAAGUAGUAAUCCUCAAUUCCACUGAAAGCUCGUACUUCUGUUAUGUCCAUUCAGUUCUGAAAUGUAACACUAUUCUGUUGUGCCUUUGUUUUUAACGUGUAAAAGCAACUGCUGUAAUUUUUAACUUGUUUUUUUCUGUCUGAAAAAGAACCCACUUUUCAUUGCCCAGCUGUUAUUUCUGGAUGCAGUCUGUGAUCCAGGUAUUUCAAGAACCAAUUACCUCAAACCUCAUACAGUGUUGCUAUCUGGAUUCUCCUUGAUACUACAAUAUUGUAACAUACACAAACAGGAACCCUGCUACAUAUGGGUGUUUUUAUAUAUAUAAUAUAUAUAAAUGAAAAAGAUCCCCAAGGACUGAAGAAAAGCAAACUUUUUCGUUUUCCAAUAUUGAAACCAAAAGGGCUUCUAUAAAGCUCUCUAAUGGCAUUGUGCUGGAUAUAUAUCAAGAGGGUGUUAUCAGAAAAGUGCUUCCUUUAUUAAUCUUCUAAUUUCUACGAUUUUCAGUAUUUCAUUGGGACAGAUGAUGUGAUUAAAAUGCUGUUCCUGCAUUUGUUUUUGCCUUUUCUGAAGCAGAGGGCUCAGUGACAUUUCCAGUUGUUAAAAACUCAGUGUAGAACAUUCCGAUAAGAUUAGUGCUGUAAAACUAUAGUAUACCACAGUGCAUUCUGGGAAGACUUCUGUAGAUUUUGUUUCUGUAAAAAGGAAAGCAGCGGCUGUAGCUUGUUCAACUUUCUCUACUAUUCCAAUGAACUAAAGCUUAACCAGUGACCAUCACAGAGUCGUUUUGAAAUCCUAACUGAGUAGUAGUUAGUGGUCUUUCUAGGCGGCAAAUUUACCCUCUAACUUAUAAAAAGAUGGCUAGGUGGUAAGGGUUUAGGAUGUCCAUGGUGUGUAAUAGCCAAAACAACUUUCUCUGGAUAACAGAGGGCGUCUUGAUGGAGCCCUAUAAUAUGAAUGGACUUUACCUUUUCAUUUCCCUGGAGUUUUUUUAAUACAAUCAGCUUCAUCGCUAACAGAGUAUUCCAUAACAGUGUCUGGUUGAAGGGAAUUGCAGCCCUACCAGUUUUUCCUGAUGGAAAAAUCUAUAAUGUUCUCAGUGGUCAUGUUUUUGGGAAAUGUGGAUUAAAAUUUGUUUUAAUUUUAGCCAGAUACCUGAUACACCAGUAUAGUUUGCAAUUUAUCUAUAUGAAAUAGUAACAUUCAUAUCCAAACAUUAAGUAAUUUAAAGGGAGGAAGGUGAUCCAUGACUACUUUUUUUUUUUUUUUUUUAAGCAUCAGUGUUAGUGUAAGUGUUAAGUGUGUGUGUGGCUAUUGAUGGUUACAGGGAAUCCUUGGUACACCUUUUACAAAGUAUUAAAAUCUCCCAGAAGAUACUUUUUAGAACACUGAUGGCCUUUCCAUGCAAUUAUGUAAUGGGGCAAAAACAGCUGUUUGGUCCUUCAGAAUUUAAGGAGGUGGUUACUGCAAUGGUUACUGCUAGUCUAUGCUAGAGUUGCUACAGUGGCGCAGCUGUACCGAUGCCGCUGUAGCGCUGCUAGUGCCUAUGCUCUAUGAUGACGGGAGAGAGCUCUCCCAUCAGUAUAAAUUACUCCAUCUCCCCGAGCAGUGGUAGCUAGGUCGGCAGUAGAGCUUCUCCCGCCGACAUAGCACUGUCCAUACCAACGCUUAGGUCAGUGUAACUUACGUUGCUCAGAGGAGAUGGGGGGGGGGGACUUUUCCACACCCCUGAGCGAUUUAAAUUAUACUGAAGUAAGUGCUAAUGUGUACAAGCCCUGAGUAACGUGCUUCUUGAUCUUAAUUCUAUGCCAUAAAUCCGCACAAUGCCAUUGUCAAUCUGUUCGAAAUAUCUGCUUAUGAAUUCUGCAUGAUCCUCAUGAUAGAGUUGAAGGCUUAAUCUUUCACCUGUUAAUAUUUUUUCACAUUUCUGUGAAAUUUGACUAAUUUUAUACUGUAAAGUUGACUUGACUUACGUACAGUUUGAUGUCAAUUCUUGUGGAAAGAGCUUUCUGCAUGUAACUUUAGACACAUACAGUUAAACAACACAGCAUAGUACAAAACUGAAAAUGUUUUGGCACCAGCAGAAAGAAAUUUCACCCGAACCAUUUGUCAUUUUAAACUGUCAUAUUAUCAGUUUUACCAGCUACUUCUAAAUUUGUGCGUUAAUAAAAAAAAAAAAAUAAUAAAGAAUCCUAAGACUUGUCUAGCUUAGUGAAAAAUGUGUAUAUCAGUUUUAGGAUGGAUAGCUAAGUCUUAUUACGCUGUGUUACUUAACUUGUAUAUAUAUAGAAUAUACAUAAGAGUUUGCAGUAACCUGUUUCUCCAGGAUUUCGUUUGAAUGAUUUAAUAAACUCUGACGAUGAGAUUAAGUAAAUGAUUUAGAAGACUGCAGAAGUAAACUGAGUGUAAAUCACAGGAAGCUCUAUCAGAUGGUGAAAUAAUUUUUAAAGAUUCUUUUGGUCCUUGGCUCAAAAUACUGUUUGUCUACCAGGAUAUGUGAAAUGUAAAUGUUGUAGGUUAUAUUUCACUCUUGUAGCUAUUAAAAAUGUAGACCAGAGCUAGCUUGUACUACUGAGUUAACAAAAGUUAUACUGAAGUAUCCUGUUAAAGAAAAAAAGUAUACGGAGUUAAGCUCGUUGCUGUAACCCCUUUUGGAUUGAAGUGUGCUGAUUUUUUAUAUAUAUUAUAUGUAUCUAUCUAUCUGUAUCGAUAGAUAGGUAGAUAUAUACACAUAUAAAAUGGCCUAAAGCAGACAUCCAUUGUAUUGCAGUUAUGAAAUGAAGAUGUUUUGGAAAGAAAAUUGUAUCAUAGUUCAUACAUUUGCAGUGGAUCUUUGUUCCUUUUUACUGUGGUAUUUUAGAAAUGAGUCUCAAGAUUGAAAUUAGAUCUGCCAAGUUGGGGUUUUGCUGCUUCAGCUUUGCACUGGGUGCCCGAAUAAACCAGUAUGAAUGUAGUGUUUGCCCUGUGGGAAGCAGCUACACCCCAACAAAUAGGAGGAAAAAAACUAGAAAGAACUAUUUCAAGUUUAUCUUUUUGUAUAUGAAAAUAAACAAUAAAUUACAAAUAUUAA
Molecule: messenger RNA, 12253 nt
Organism: Trachemys scripta elegans
Lineage: Eukaryota; Metazoa; Chordata; Testudines; Emydidae
Gene: ACVR2B
Product: activin A receptor type 2B
Exons: 11
Coding region: 333-1871 (512 amino acids)
Biological process (GO): activin receptor signaling pathway; cellular response to growth factor stimulus; protein phosphorylation
Cellular component (GO): plasma membrane; activin receptor complex
Molecular function (GO): activin receptor activity; ATP binding; activin binding
Source: RefSeq, a predicted model, not a curated record